Arvicanthis niloticus (Nile rat) is the source of this 4297-nucleotide messenger RNA. It is a transcript of the gene Mark1, whose product is annotated as microtubule affinity regulating kinase 1. The record is from RefSeq and is a predicted model, not a curated record. Gene Ontology annotation, cellular component: cytoplasm. Lineage: Eukaryota; Metazoa; Chordata; Mammalia; Rodentia; Muridae. Gene Ontology annotation, molecular function: ATP binding; protein serine/threonine kinase activity. Gene Ontology annotation, biological process: intracellular signal transduction; protein phosphorylation.
CGGCCUGCGGGAGCCGCGCGCUCCCCGGCGCGGCCUGCUCGCGCGCGCCCGCCCUCGCCGAAGCCCUGCGCGGUCCGCGACCCGCCGGACCCCCGGCCGGACCCCGCCGCCCGCGCAAGAUGUCGGCGCGGACGCCAUUGCCCACGGUGAACGAGCGGGACACGGAGAACCAUACAUCUGUGGAUGGAUAUACCGAAACACAUGUUCCUCCUACCAAAUCAAGUAGCAGACAGAACAUUCCCCGGUGUAGAAACUCCAUUACGUCAGCAACAGAUGAACAGCCUCACGUCGGAAAUUACCGCUUACAGAAAACAAUAGGGAAAGGAAAUUUUGCCAAAGUGAAAUUGGCAAGACAUGUUCUAACAGGUAGAGAGGUAGCUGUGAAAAUAAUAGACAAAACUCAGCUAAACCCUACCAGUCUACAAAAGUUAUUCCGGGAAGUACGGAUAAUGAAGAUACUGAAUCAUCCUAACAUAGUGAAACUGUUUGAAGUUAUUGAAACAGAGAAGACGCUCUACUUAGUCAUGGAAUACGCAAGUGGGGGUGAAGUCUUUGAUUACUUAGUUGCCCACGGAAGAAUGAAAGAGAAAGAGGCCCGUGCCAAAUUCAGGCAGAUUGUAUCUGCUGUACAGUAUUGUCAUCAAAAAUGCAUUGUUCACCGUGAUCUUAAGGCUGAAAACCUUCUCCUUGAUGCUGAUAUGAAUAUUAAAAUUGCUGACUUUGGUUUUAGCAAUGAAUUCACAGUGGGGAACAAAUUGGACACAUUCUGUGGAAGCCCGCCCUAUGCUGCCCCCGAGCUUUUCCAAGGCAAGAAGUACGAUGGGCCGGAAGUGGAUGUGUGGAGUCUGGGCGUCAUUCUCUACACGCUGGUCAGUGGCUCCCUGCCUUUUGACGGCCAGAAUCUAAAGGAACUUCGAGAGCGAGUCCUUCGAGGGAAGUACCGCAUUCCCUUCUACAUGUCCACGGACUGUGAGAAUCUCCUCAAGAAACUGUUAGUGCUGAAUCCCAUAAAGAGGGGCAGCCUGGAGCAAAUAAUGAAGGACCGAUGGAUGAACGUUGGACAUGAGGAAGAAGAGCUAAAACCAUAUUCUGAGCCUGAGCUUGAUCUCAGUGAUGCAAAAAGAAUAGACAUUAUGGUCACCAUGGGUUUUGCACGAGAUGAAAUCAAUGAUGCCUUAGUAAGUCAGAAAUAUGAUGAAGUUAUGGCUACUUACAUUCUUCUGGGUAGAAAACCACCUGAGUUUGAAGGUGGUGAGUCACUGUCCAGUGGAAACUUGUGUCAGCGAUCCCGGCCGAGCAGUGACCUGAACAACAGCACCCUUCAAUCACCUGCUCACCUGAAGGUCCAGAGAAGCAUCUCAGCCAACCAGAAGCAGAGGCGCUUCAGUGACCAUGCUGGUCCCUCCAUCCCCCCUGCUGUCUCAUACACCAAAAGGCCACAGGCCAACAGUGUGGAGAGUGAGCAGAAGGAGGAGUGGGACAAAGACACAGCCCGCAGACUUGGCAGCACCACGGUGGGCUCAAAGAGCGAAGUCACAGCCAGCCCCUUGGUGGGGCCGGACAGGAAAAAGACCUCAGCUAGCCCAAGUAACAAUGUAUAUUCUGGCGGUAGCAUGGCGAGGAGGAAUACGUAUGUGUGUGAAAGGGGCACAGACCGGUAUGCAGCUUUGCAGAAUGGAAGAGACAGCAGCCUUACAGAAAUGUCUGCCAGCAGCAUGUCCUCAGCAGGCUCCACCGUGGCUUCUGCUGGCCCCUCAGCACGUCCCCGCCACCAGAAGUCUAUGUCAACCUCUGGCCACCCUAUUAAAGUUACACUGCCAACCAUUAAAGAUGGCUCUGAAGCUUAUCGGCCUGGCAGUGCAACUCAGAGAGCACCUGCUGCCUCCCCAUCUGCUCACAGCAUCAGUGCCAGCACCCCUGACAGGACCCGCUUCCCCCGAGGGAGCUCCAGCCGAAGCACUUUCCACGGGGAGCAGCUCCGGGAGCGGCGCAGUGCAGCUUAUAACGGCCCACCUGCCUCCCCUUCCCACGAACCCGGUGCAUUUGCCCAUGCCAGGAGGGGAACGUCAACGGGGAUAAUCAGCAAGAUCACCUCCAAGUUUGUCCGCAGGGAUCCAAGUGAAGGCGAAGCCAGCGGCAGAACUGACACAGCCAGGGGUCCAUCAGGAGAGCCGAAAGAGAGAGACAAGGAAGAGGGUAAGGAGGCCAAGCCGCGGUCUCUGCGGUUCACGUGGAGCAUGAAGACCACGAGUUCAAUGGACCCCAAUGACAUGGUGAGAGAAAUCCGAAAAGUGCUGGAUGCCAACACCUGUGACUAUGAACAGAAAGAGAGGUUCCUGCUCUUCUGUGUUCACGGAGACGCAAGGCAGGACAGCCUCGUACAGUGGGAGAUGGAAGUCUGCAAGCUGCCUCGGCUCUCGCUCAAUGGGGUCCGCUUCAAGCGAAUAUCUGGGACAUCUAUCGCCUUUAAGAACAUUGCAUCCAAAAUAGCCAAUGAGCUCAAGCUGUGACGUGUGUGCGGCUCAGCUCCGAAUGCACUGCUGUCGCCCAGUGUGGUCCAGCUGUGAACCUCCCAUGUUGUGUGCCCGGGGUCGGGAGACGCACCGCAUCUGCGGCUCAGCUCCGAAUGCACUGCUGACGCCCAGUGUGGCCCAGCUGUGAACCUCCCAUGUAGACAUUGUCCUUCAUGCAAUAAGGUUAUACAUAGUCAUGAGCUGUAAAAUUCAAGUCAGUAUGAGCUAUAAUAAGAAUCGUAGCUUCAAACGUAGGUUCACAUGUACAGGUAAGUAUACUGUGUAUUUCUGUUCAUUUUCUGUUCAUAGCUGUAUAAUAAAAUAUGAUUGCUUUAAACCUGUAUAGUUGUCUAGAUCACCACACACAACUGUACGUCUAAUGCUUUGGGUUGAAAAGGAUUUCCCUGUUAUUUACGUUCUGGUGUGUUUUUAAAAUUCUUACCUCUAUCAUGCUGUUUUGAAAAUUGUGUCCAGGAUUAAAAGCGCACAGAAAUAGUCUUUAAAAUUGUAGCAUGAACUUUAUAAAAAUUAUUUUAAAAUCAUAUUUAAUUUAAACCAGAAGUUGACAGUGGGUUGGUGUCCCCCAGAUCCCUCUGCUUUCUCAGUCUCUGCCUGGGUCAGACAAGGUGUGGUUAGGACUUACAGGAUGUCUAUGGUGUGGUACCCAGACUCUCUGUACAAAGCAAAAACAAGCCACUGCUCUGCUUUGAGCUAACUCAGAAGCACCACAGGGAAGAGUCCAGUCUUUGCCAAGCUUAUUUGAUCCUCUGGUUUGGGUUCUGCUAAUUAGCAGCAGAGAUUAAAAGAAUCCAUAGCUCACCUGGCUGUUGUGAAACAAACCAGCAUUUGGGUUUGCUGCCUUCAGAACAUGCAGGGUAACUGCAGAAACAGGAGCGUGUCAGGACGUGUCAUAGCACAAACUCAUCUGUACAGUGUCAAUGAUUGCGUUGGCUAAGAUACGAUGCCGCCUCAGGAAUUGACCCGCAUCGGGAGCAUCUGCCCCAGUGUCCUCUCAACCUCCACCCUCCCCCAUCACUGUAGUAUCUGUCAGUACUGGAGAGGCCCGUGAGCAGGGCGUGCUCUCCAUGCCUGUUCAUUAUGGGCAUAUGCUUGCCUGGUGGUUCACUCUGCUCCCUCACAACUCCUUUGUUUUCAAUAUUUUGCCCAAGUUCUCAUGUUUCUUUCGCAUCAUUAUUCCUGUCAUGUGGAGCUUUGUAACUAACUGGUCAUUUGCCUUCUUUCAUAAUUAGUGACGUAUGCAACGUAAAGCCACUAGUAAAGGCACAUCUUUUUAAUGCUCAUUAUUUUCUACUGAAUAGCCUUGGAGGUUGACUGUGCAAUGUUACUCAAUGUUGUAAUUACUGUAAUAUCAGCAUAUGGGCCCCAUCUGCACAUUCCUGAGAAGUAGAGAAUGUACUCAAAAGUUGUCAGUUGGAAGAACAGUAGAGCUGUGGCCAGUGCCUGUCAUUGGAAACUGCACUGGGAAGCUGCCAGUGUAGGUGAUACGCUGGUCCACAGUGGCCUCCAGACAAAGAUGCUCUUAUCUUUUGUACUGUACUCUGAUGUAGCUUUCUCCUGUAACAUUCUGUUCCAAAUGGUGUGUUUUCUUGCCUUAGGGAAGGGUGGUAUUGGGGGGGGGGGGAAGCAACAAAGCAAAACUGUGUAGCCCCUUUUUAACCUGGUGUUCAUUCCAAACAUCAAUGCAGAUCCGCAUUCACUCACUGGUGCACACUGAAACCUUACUUGAACAGAUCUCAUAAUAAAGCAUUUGUCUUUUGCUCUUU